AUGUCUUCCAUCAAGUCCAAACAAGAAGUUGACACCUCCAAGCUCGAUGAUGAAGUCGGUGAAUUCCACGUCGAACAAGCUUUCAAAGCCUCCGACGUCAAAGUCCAAGCAGGCCAGCUUUCCUCGGGCUACGAGUCUCUAAGCUUAUGGCAGACUGUCAAAGUCUUCAAAGUUGCUACGGCUUAUUGCUUCGCUGCUGCGUUUAGCGCCGCUACUGAUGGAUAUCAAAUCGGUAUCAACGGCAGUAUCAUCGCCAACAAAGGCUUCGUUCACCAAUUCGCGACUGCGACCAACGCCGACGGAGACGAAUACCUCACUGCCCCUAUCCUAGCUGGCUGGAGUUCCAUAAUGUCCGUCGGCCAGAUCAUCGGCAUGUUAACGAUUCCCUUCCUGUCUGAUAGAUAUGGUCGCAAGAAAGCCAUGUGGACCUAUUGGACUAUUCUUGUUAGCAGUGUCUUGUGCGAGACUCUAGCCAGGACUUGGCCCGUUUGGCUCGCUGCUAAACUCCUCGCGGGUGUCGGAGUUGGCUCCCUUCAAUCGACCUUGCCGGUCUAUAUCUCCGAGUGCGCACCUACUCGUAUCCGCGGAGGUCUUCUCAUGUGUUAUAGUCUCUGGUGGACCAUCGGAUCCUUCUUCGCCUACAUCGCCCUGCAGUUGCUGAACCGCAAGAACCCCAACAUCUGGCUCACACCUAUUUACACCCAAUGGGCUCAGAUCGGUAUCAUGUGUCUCAUUUACGUUUUCCUCCCGGAGUCGCCAGCUUGGUGCGUCAGUCGCGGUAACGCAGAAGGUGCCAAGAAGCAGCUGCUCAGGCUCAACCGCGGCGUCGCCGACUAUGAUGAAGAGCAUCAGUAUCAGAUCAUCGUUCAGACCUUUGAGCACGAGAGGGAGGUCGCAGCUGUGCAGAAGAAGGAGCAUUGGUAUGCCAUCUUUCGCGGGAUCGAUGGUCUUCGAACUGUCAUCUCGCUGUGGCCGAACCUGACGCAGCAAUUCAUCGGCCUCACACUUUUUGCGACGUUUGGAACCUACUUUUUCCAACAGGCCGGCCUGGCUGAUCCUUUUACGAUCAAAUGCAUCACGUCUUCCAUCAAUAUUACCACGUUGUUGAUCGUUGUCUUGGUAGCUGACAAGAUUGGACGACGCCGCAUCUCAUGCUACGCCACGACGCUUUCGUGGACAUCUUGUGUAGUCAUCGGAAUUCUUGGUCUCAUCCCCAGAACAACGGCGACUUCAAACAUCUUUGUCUUGUUUGUAUGCCUCUGGAAUGUUGGAAUGAUCUCCAACGGCGCUGCUGGUUGGGGCUUCAUAGCUGAGAUUUCUUCUCUACGUCUUCGUCCUUAUACUGCUGGCUUUGGCGCUGCCUGCACUUGUGUUGCUGGAGUUGUUAUGAACGUGCUCACUCCUUACAUGGUCAACGCCAACAAGUGGAACUGGGGCUUCAAGACUGGCUGGUUCUAUGCUGGUGUUGGAUUGCCCUUCCUCCUUGGCACUUGGCUUCUACUUCCGGAUACAUCGGGGCGAUCUGCAGCUGAGGUUGAUGAGCUUUUCGAGAGGAAGAUUAAGCCUUGGAGGUUCAACGAGACCAAAACCACCGCAGCCUAA
Messenger RNA from Fusarium tjaetaba, 1602 nucleotides. Its product is annotated as maltose permease. Gene Ontology annotation, biological process: carbohydrate transport; transmembrane transport. The transcript has 4 exons. Lineage: Eukaryota; Fungi; Ascomycota; Sordariomycetes; Hypocreales; Nectriaceae. Gene Ontology annotation, cellular component: membrane. Gene Ontology annotation, molecular function: carbohydrate:proton symporter activity. The record is from RefSeq and is a predicted model, not a curated record. The coding region runs from base 1 to 1602 and encodes 533 amino acids.